UCUAAUGAUAUUGACAGCAAUAUUCGCUAUUCUGGUUCGGCUAUUGAUGCUGCUAGAAUAUGUAAAGGAGUAAGAAAUGUGUAUAAUACUUUCCAUAACAACAGAAAAAUCGAAUUCUAUGUUGAUUAUGAUCUGUCAUUGUGUUAUGUUGUUUAUUCUUUCAUUGUUCUCUCUUAUUCAAGUUUUAGUGUAUAAGUUCUAUAUUUUGUCGUUAUAGAUAUGCAAUGAUUGGGGGAAAAUAAAAGGUCUUGAUCUGAACAUCCGAUAUAAUGCUCUAAUAAAAUUAACAAAUGUAGGUUUAAAAAUAAUACUUAUCUGUUUGUUCUUUUGUUACUUUUGUUGUUCAGACAAUGUGCGAACAAUGUCGACAAUAUGCGAGACGAAUAUCACAAAAAUUAUCAGAAAAUGGUUACUAUCCUGAUUUAAAUCAAACACAAUCGUUUAAUGUUUCAGAAAAACUAUGUAUUCUGGUCAAUGACAUUGAAUAUGUUAAACGAAAGGUUCUAUCAUCAUUACCAGAAUUAUUACAAUUUCGAUUGAUCAUACAAGAAAUGGAUACCCAUUAUUCAAAUUCUGAUUUUAGUAAAACAGAAGACACAUUAAACCGUCUAAUACAAGUGGCAUCCAAUGAAAUGGCCAAUGUUAUCGAUGAGAUAUUUGAUCAAGUGGUUGCACUUGUUUAUGGAGCACUGGAAACAAAAAUACGAGCCUAUUAUAAAAGUGAAAAAAUAUCUAAAGAAGAUUGUAUCACAUCACUCAUAUUGUAUAUCGAUAUAAAUUUGAAAAUUUUAUAUGUUGGAUUAGAAAAAGCACAAUAUACAGGAAUAGCGGGUACUGUAAGGUCAAAAACAUUUCAAUAUCUAAUACAAACAUUACCGCAGAAAGAGCCACCAGAAUAUUAUCAACGAGUAUUAUUGUCACUUGAUCAAUUAAGACAAUAUUUUGAUGAAAUAUGCUUACCAGUAGAAGCUCAACUUGAAGAAGUUAAAACGUUUAGAAGGCGUUUGGAAUCUUAUGCAUUGACAACUGAUCAGUUACAAUUAAAUUAUUUUGAAGAAAUGUUGGAUAAUACAUCAUUUCUUAAAUUAUCCUCCGUAUAUGGUGAAAUAUUGUUUAAAGUGGCUUAUGAAGAGAAAGGCGACUUGAUUGAAUUCAAUAUAAAAAUAUUAUCUUGUAAAAAUUUGCCUGUGAUGGAUUAUUUGUUGCGUUCAUGUGAUCCGUAUGUUAUCAUAGAGUUGUUACCAUCAAAACCAUCAAUACAGUGCAAGACAGCUAAAUUAAAAGAAAAUAUUAGAGGCAAAAUUGUCAGUAUUCUAAACAUCGUUAUUGAAUUUACCGGGAUGUCGUCAUCUUCAACCGUUCUUUCAAUUACUUGUCUUGUUUGA
Messenger RNA from Didymodactylos carnosus, 1385 nucleotides. Lineage: Eukaryota; Metazoa; Rotifera; Eurotatoria; Philodinida; Philodinidae. The record is from the annotation of a GenBank genome assembly.